UAUAAAAUAUGUCGAUAAAAACAACACAAAAUUAAUUAUGUUUCUAAUUUUAGAUUUAGUGCUAUAAAAAAUGACGAUUCAAGUUUGAGGUGCGUUUGGUCACCGUGGCGACAGUUGCUCAAUAUUUGGUGAUAUUUUCUUCUUUUUCUUAGUUUAUAUUGUUCAUAUUGUUGAAGUGUUUUCUAAAUAAAUUCGUGAUGGCACAAACACUUGCUUGUUUAUAUUACUUUCUUAGUGGUGGUGCCAUUAUCAUUGGUGUAUAUAGUAUCAUAGAAAGCGUUUGUGCUAGCUAUUUUAUAUCGCAAUUAUUUGAAUAUUCACUCUUCACUCCUAGUAAUAUAUGUGGUCCAGCGAUAAUGCUUCUCGUGAUGAGUUUGAUAACGUGUCUAAUAGCUUGGUGCAUUUGGAAAUUCGUAGAUUUUACGAAUAGAGGUCAAGUUAUAAUUUUUUCUAUGGCUUUAAUGACUGUUAUAAUUAUCAAUAUGAGUGCUGGAAUUUGGGCUCUUGUCAGACACGAACAAGUAGAUUUAUUAGCAAUUGCACAUCAUAAACAUGUGUUCGAGCUCGCUAUAUCAGAAAAUCAUACAGAUUUAGGUCAUAUGAAUUCAGCUCUUUGGGAUCAAAUUCAUUCAGAGUUGCAUUGUUGUGGAAUAAAUGGUCCAACUGAUUAUCUCAGCAAAGAUGCAGUUCCUUGGUCUUGCUGUGUUACAUCGUCACUUACAAAUACUACCAAUAGUAAAGGAAUAUGUAUUACAAUGUAUGCACGCGGUUGUCAAUAUGUUAUAAUAAAUCGUAUUAGAUCAAUUCUUCUUCAUAUUUUCUUGCUUGCAUUGUUUACAGUAUUAUUACAGCUAUGUUUCAUGACGUGUAUGUUAUGUUACGAAAGAACAUGUCGAGAAAGAAUGAAAAGAAGAAAGAAAUUAAUAACUCUUGCCCAAUCAUUUGCGCAAGCAUCUAAAGAUUUGGGAACAAAUGACAAUAUUUUAAAUCAACAAUCAAAAUAUUCUAAAAUAUUAAUUACUUAAUAAUAUACUUUUAUUAUAUUUAAAAAAAAAAAUAUAUAUGUUUUCUUAAUCGUUCAUAUUUGUAUCAUAUUAUACA
This is a messenger RNA of Apis dorsata (giant honeybee), 1101 nucleotides long. Its product is annotated as tetraspanin-3-like. The transcript is spliced from 5 exons. Bases 198 to 1025 code for a protein of 275 amino acids. Lineage: Eukaryota; Metazoa; Arthropoda; Insecta; Hymenoptera; Apidae. The record is from RefSeq and is a predicted model, not a curated record. Gene Ontology annotation, cellular component: membrane.